UUUAAACGCGAUCAAGUUGUCCAACAAGACAUCAUUCACUGAAAAGCAAAAUAAAACGAUUUUUGAAUACUACGAAUUUCAAAAACUAUCUCAACUCGCUUCUUCCAAAUUAUUCUCAACGCGAAUUACCGAUUAACGUUACGAAUCGAUAUUUUUUGUUGUUGUGUGUGUUUAUUUGUCAACUGCCUGAUUGUAUAAUUAUCGAAAAUGUUGUCAAUUCCACGAAGUUCUUAUUGGGAUGAUGAUGACAUGUUUGCCAUCAAUCCAUAUUGUUCUUAUCAUCGUCCUCGAUCAUCAUGGUUAAUGCCAGCAUUGGAUCGUUUUCUUACAUUGGACGAAAUGGUUGCUCAACCAUCAUCGAUGAUCAAAAAUGGUAAAUUUCAAGCUGAUCUUGAUCUACGUAAUUUCGAUCCAAAUGGUAUCAAUGUAAAAUUAGAUGGUAAUACAUUGCAAGUGAAUGCCAAACAAGAAAAGAAAGGCGAAGGACAUUAUGAAUUCCGUGAAUUUAAACGUAUGAUUUCCAUUCCGAAAGAAGUGGCCGAAGAUCAAAUGAAAUGUAAACUUGAUAAAGAUGGUCGUCUUCGAAUCGAAGCUCCGUUGAAAAAACAAAUGGAAAUCGAUGAAAAAGGACGUAACAUACCGAUCGAAAUGGUCAACCAAAAGAAAUAAAUUUUGAUAUAAACAACAAAUGAUAAUCUUUUUUCUCUUGAAUCGGUAUCUCAUUUACUAUUUCAGUUUUAAACAUUCUUGAUCAUUGUAAACUAGCAAAUGCUAGUGAUUUUUUUUCUGUAAUACAUACUUAUUAUACAUAUAAUGAAUAAAUAAAUAAUUUUCUUU
Dermatophagoides pteronyssinus (European house dust mite) is the source of this 837-nucleotide messenger RNA. RefSeq names its product heat shock protein Hsp-16.1/Hsp-16.11-like. Gene Ontology annotation, cellular component: nucleus; cytoplasm. Lineage: Eukaryota; Metazoa; Arthropoda; Arachnida; Sarcoptiformes; Pyroglyphidae. The record is from RefSeq and is a predicted model, not a curated record. Gene Ontology annotation, biological process: response to heat; protein refolding.